Messenger RNA from Arabidopsis thaliana (thale cress), 918 nucleotides. RefSeq names its product MAP kinase kinase 10 (gene MKK10). The record is from RefSeq and is marked reviewed. Gene Ontology annotation, molecular function: MAP kinase kinase activity; protein serine kinase activity; protein kinase activity. The transcript has a single exon. NCBI's taxonomy places the organism in Eukaryota, Viridiplantae, Streptophyta, Magnoliopsida, Brassicales, Brassicaceae. The coding region runs from base 1 to 918 and encodes 305 amino acids. Gene Ontology annotation, biological process: MAPK cascade.
AUGACACUUGUUAGAGAACGACGUCACCAAGAACCUCUCACACUCUCUAUUCCACCACUUAUUUACCACGGCACCGCCUUCUCCGUGGCAUCUUCUUCAUCGUCAAGCCCUGAAACAUCGCCGAUUCAAACCUUAAACGAUCUCGAGAAACUCUCCGUUUUAGGACAAGGAAGCGGUGGGACAGUCUACAAAACCCGUCACCGGAGAACCAAAACGCUUUACGCCUUAAAAGUCCUCCGGCCAAAUCUCAACACCACGGUCACCGUCGAAGCCGACAUCCUCAAGCGAAUCGAAUCGAGUUUUAUCAUUAAAUGCUAUGCCGUUUUUGUUAGUUUAUACGAUCUCUGUUUCGUGAUGGAGCUUAUGGAGAAAGGAUCUCUCCAUGACGCGUUACUUGCUCAACAAGUUUUCUCCGAGCCAAUGGUAUCGAGUCUCGCUAACAGAAUCCUCCAAGGGUUACGUUAUCUGCAAAAAAUGGGAAUAGUUCAUGGAGACAUAAAGCCUUCAAAUCUCCUUAUUAAUAAGAAAGGAGAGGUCAAGAUUGCGGAUUUUGGAGCAAGUAGGAUAGUAGCCGGAGGAGACUAUGGAUCGAAUGGGACAUGUGCUUAUAUGAGUCCUGAACGUGUAGAUCUAGAGAAAUGGGGUUUUGGAGGAGAAGUUGGAUUUGCAGGAGAUGUGUGGUCAUUAGGAGUUGUGGUUCUUGAGUGUUACAUUGGAAGAUAUCCAUUGACCAAAGUUGGGGAUAAACCGGAUUGGGCGACAUUAUUUUGUGCAAUUUGCUGCAAUGAGAAGGUGGAUAUUCCAGUGAGUUGUUCGUUGGAGUUUAGAGAUUUUGUUGGGAGAUGUUUGGAGAAGGAUUGGAGGAAGAGAGACACUGUGGAAGAGCUUCUUCGUCAUUCUUUUGUGAAAAACAGAUAG